AUGAAUCUUCCGGUGGUGUGUGGAAUUCCUGAUCAUAGACAUGAUAUACACGGUCAACUACUCCUCAUAUCGAUUGAUAGCAAGCAACGACAGCCACUGCCAGGCGUCAACAACAAAGGAAUGAAUCAAAGAAAGCUCCUUACCUUGAGUUUGUCCCCUUUCCUUUUAUCUGAGCAUAUCGUCUUCUCUGAUCUUACGCGUGUUAUCAAAGGACCUGUCUUCCUGAUCAUGUGUUGGAUUAGAGACAGCUCAUCUCGAUCUCCUUACCUUCGUCUCUUCGCCUAUCUAUACCCGUGUAUGAAACCCCUGCAAGCUAAAAGCAAGGGGUAUGAAUCUACCGGUGGUGUCUUCAAUACCUGGUCUAGUACCAGUCCUGUCAUAAGAAGAGCAGCUAGAAAGCAAGGAUUCUAUACCUAUGUGAUUUCUUUAGCAGCCGUUUAUAGAGCUUUCAGUCAAUCAACAUCUCCUCAUAUCGAUAUCAAGGAAAGGAGCUCAGUAACGAGAGCAAGAGUUGGGGGUCAACAACUCCUAUGA
Striga asiatica is the source of this 534-nucleotide messenger RNA. NCBI's taxonomy places the organism in Eukaryota, Viridiplantae, Streptophyta, Magnoliopsida, Lamiales, Orobanchaceae. The record is from the annotation of a GenBank genome assembly.